This is a messenger RNA of Sander lucioperca (pikeperch), 7322 nucleotides long. RefSeq names its product SH3 and multiple ankyrin repeat domains 3a (gene shank3a). Gene Ontology annotation, cellular component: dendritic spine; postsynaptic density; postsynaptic membrane. The record is from RefSeq and is a predicted model, not a curated record. Lineage: Eukaryota; Metazoa; Chordata; Actinopteri; Perciformes; Percidae. Gene Ontology annotation, molecular function: ionotropic glutamate receptor binding; synaptic receptor adaptor activity.
AUAAUAGAUUAAAGUAAAAAUGACCUAGAAUGCUUUUACUUUGACGUCAGUCUGUGGUUGACCAAGUAACUUUAGCUAGCUCACCUCGUUCAUCUCUGAGGAGUGUUUUUUAAGCUAGUCCACCGCCACUGACCGCUUCUACAUGAUUUUUCAGGGUCGAGAUUUCCUCAGAUGUUUUACAUCGCAUUCAGCUCAGGAUGCAAGUAUGCAAACCAGCUGCAGACAUCAUGAAGCCUGUUGGGAAUACACUUUCCUCAAAUCUCUAGUCCAUCAAAGUAGUAGCCUACUCUUCCAAAUAAGCGAGGGAUGCACGCGGCAAAAGGUGUGUGCGUGUAGUGUGAGCGAGAGACAUCUGUGUGUGUGUGCCCGUGUGUGUGUGUCUGGAGAGAGAGACAUAGACCGAGCCCCUAACACGGAGCAUGCCUCUGCGUCCGGCAGCCGGCAAACAUGAGCCACCCAGCCCUCCACGGCAGGACCAGCAGCAGCAGCAGCACACACACACACACACACACUCACACACACUCACACACCCUUGCACACACACAGCAAACGGCAGCCAGGGGGCCAGCACUGACAGCGGCAGCUCCCGGGAAGAGGACAGCGGCGUUCCCAUUCCUGUCGGUGUUCCGGCUUUCCGUCCCGGUGCAGAGCGGAGCCACAGUGCAAGAGCACCCAUGGAGGAGCCGACAGGCAACACCGUGGUCAUCCGCAUUGGAAUCCCAGACCUACAACAGACGAAAUGUAUGAAAUUCAAUGUGGAUGCCCCGAUCUGGCUGUCAAAGCAGCGGAUCCUGUGUACUCUCAACCAGAGCCUGAAGGAUGUACUCAACUAUGGCCUAUUCCAGCCAGCCUACAACGGCAAGGCUGGCAAGUUUCUGGAUGAGGAGAGACAGCUAAGGGAAUACCCCUUCCCAUCCAUCGCUCCUGUACCUUACCUGGAGUUCCGCUAUAAAAGACGUGUCUACACCCAAAGUCACCUGGAUGAAAAACAGCUGUCUAAGCUCCACACCAAGGCAAACCUGAAGAAGUUUAUGGAGUAUGUGCAGCAGAGGAACAUUGAAAAGGUCUCAAGGUUCCUGGAAAAAGGCCUGGACCCCAACUUCCAUGAUCCAGAAACAGGAGAAUGUCCUUUAACGCUGGCAGCACAGCUGGAGGGAUGUGGAGAGCUCAUCAAGGUGCUGAAAAGUGGAGGGGCGCAUCUGGACUUCAGAACAAAAGAUGGCAUUACUGCCCUACACAAGGCCGUGCGCAGCAAGAACCAUACAGCGCUUAUAACACUGUUGGAUCUGGGUGCAUCCCCUGACUAUAAAGACAGUAGGGGUUUGACUCCUCUCUACCACAGCUCAAUGGUAGGAGGAGACCCCUACUGCUGUGAGCUGCUUCUGCAUGAUCAUGCACAGGUCGGCUGUGUGGAUGAGAAUGGCUGGCAGGAGAUACACCAGGCCUGCCGCUAUGGCCACGUGCAGCACCUGGAACACCUGCUGUUUUACGGAGCUGACAUGAGCGCCCAGAAUGCAUCUGGAAACACCGCCCUGCAUGUGUGCGCGCUCUACAACCAGGAUAGCUGUGCACGAGUUAUCCUGUUCCGGGGGGCCAAUAAAGAGAUAAAAAACUACAACAGCCAGACCGCCUUUCAGGUGGCUAUUAUAGCAGGAAACUUUGAUCUGGCUGAAAUCAUAAAGGUCCACAAAGCAUCAGAUGUUGUGCCUUUCAGGGAGACCCCCUCCUACACCAACCGUCGACGUGCGACGCCUGGCCCCCUGCCCUCGCCACGUUCUUUGCUCCGCUCUGCUAGUGACAACAACCUGAACGGGGACCACGAUCACAUCCACGGUCAGGCCCCCAGAGAAAUUCGUGGCCGUCAGGGCCACUCCCCUGUCCCCUCACUGCGCAGUCUGCCAGCUUUUGGGCAGCAGCACAGUAGUCUUGGAGAGAGCCGUCAUGGAGAGAUCCCUGACAGCAGUCUCCAGAGUACAGGCAGCUCCAGAUCCUCCCAUUCCCGCUCGCCUUCGCUACAUCACAUGCAUGAAGAAGACAAGCCGGUUCCCAGAAGGUCCCACAGCCAUGGUUACCCUCAUGGACACGGCCAUCGUGGAAGACUCAGCCCUGGCUCAGUGCAGCGAGACCCAAGCCCCCCUCAUCACACGCCUCCAGCGCUGACGGGCCCCCGCGGGCCCAAGCGAAAACUCUAUAGUGCUGUCCCGGGACGUACCUUCAUUGUGGUCAAGCCCUACACGCCACAGGGGGAGGGAGAGAUCCAACUUAACCGUGGAGAGAGAGUCAAAGUGCUGAGUAUAGGGGAAGGAGGUUUCUGGGAAGGCACUGUCAAAGGGAGGACAGGCUGGUUUCCAGCAGACUAUGUGGAAGAGGUUCAGAUGAGGCAGUUUGACCCACGGCUAGAGACUCGGGAGGACCGCACUAAGAGGCUGUUCAGACACUACACUGUGGGAUCCUACGACAACUUCACUUCAUACAGUGACUAUAUCAUAGAGGAGAAGAAUGCUGUUUUACAGAAGAAAGAAAAUGAGGGGUUUGGCUUUGUCCUCCGGGGAGCCAAAGCCGAGACGCCCAUUGAAGAGUUCACCCCCACCCCAGCGUUCCCUGCCCUUCAGUACCUGGAGUCUGUGGACGUGGAGGGAGUGGCCUGGAGGGCUGGUCUGAGGACAGGAGACUUCCUCAUUGAGGUAAACGGGGUGAAUGUAGUGAAAGUGGGCCAUAAGCAGGUGGUGUCCUUGAUCCGGCAAGGGGGCAACAGGCUGCUGAUGAAGGUGGUGUCUGUCACACGCAAACCUGAGUCCGAGGAAGUCGUUCGCAAGAAAGCUCCCCCACCACCCAAGAGAGCUCCCAGCACCACCCUGACACUGCGCUCUAAGUCGAUGACCGCUGAGCUGGAGGAACUGGCUUCUGCUCGGAGGAGAAGAGGAGAGAGACUAGAUGAGAUGUUGGCAUCCCAGGAGUCUAUCUUGCGUUCUCAGACCCCGGAGGCAGAUUACAGAGCAGCUACUGUCAAACAAAGGCCUACCAGCAGGAGAAUAACACCAGCAGAGAUCAGUUCACUGUUUGAGAGACAAGGGAUGACUCUACAUGGAGGUCUUCACCCAGGCAUUGAGAGAGGUCACAUACCACUACCAAAGGGGAUGUCCAGGACCAAGUCAUUUGGUGCCACUGAGGAGGAUCAGCUGUCAGCCCUUGCAGGGGAGCACAGAUUUCCCCGCAGUUCCUCUAUGACAGACAGCCUCCGAGACCACUCACAGCCCCAUCCCAUCCCUCCACCUCCACAAAUAGCACCUCCUCCUCCACCCACCUACUAUCUAGACACUGGUCCUCCCCCAGCCUUCUGUCCCCCUCCUCCUCCAUCUAGGACCCAGAGUCAGGGCCAUGAGCCUGGGGGACGCUCCAGCUUCAAGCCCUCCUCCUUGGACCUGCCUUACGAGGCUGCUCAGCGGCAGGCCACACAUUUAGAGAGACAGAAGAAAGCCCGCUCCAUGAUCAUCCUCCAGGACUCUUCCCAUCUACCUGUAGAAGCUACAGAAAUUCCCCGUCCUUCUGCUGCUACUCCACCUGAGCGAAUCAAAAGGAAGGGACGGGUUAUUGACAACCCUUAUGCUAAUGUUGGUCAAUUUAGCAUUGGACUGUACACUCCCACCAAGCCACAGAGGAAGAAAAGUCCCCUGGUGAAACAACUACAGGUGGAAGAUGCACAAGAAAAAGCAAGUUUGGCCUUAGCUGCUGCCCAUUCCAGAGAGAGCUCACCCUCAGGACGACACCCUUAUACCCAUGGACAAACACACACCAGCCGUGCAGACUACUACCAGCAGCAGCUGAUGGCUGAGCGAGAGCGUUUGCGUGCCCAGGGAGAGAUGAUGUUUCAGGGUAAGGGACCUUUCGCUGCUGCAAUAGCUGGAGCAGUGAAGGAUCGUGAGCGUCGCCUAGAAGAACGAAGGAAAUCCACUGUCUUCCUUUCUGUUGGAACCAUGGAGGGGGCGUCUACCACCAGCUCUGACUCCCCCUCUCUGACUCAGUCUCACUCCAUCGAUGAACGGAUGCUCACCCGAGAGCUGGGACAGCUGCCUCCCCCUGCCUUGGCACUAAGCCCCUCACCUAGUGGGACCACCUUUAUCCAUCCGCUCACAGGAAAGCCCCUGGACCCCAACUCUCCAUUGGCUCUUGCGCUGGCCGCAAGGGAGAGAGCACUGACCUCCCAGAGCCAGUCCCCAACUAGUAGCCCAGAACCUAGGACUAAACAGGAGCGGGCUGGCCAGGGAGUAAUAUUCAUUGACCCUCAGACCAAAGAGUCUCCACAUGGGGAAGGGGCACCUGCAACUCCCCCUUUUUCGCCUAAAAGCGCCAAGGCAGCGGGGUAUGGUGUUGGAUCCUCUCCAGUAUCUAUUUUAGUUCCCCAGCCCACCAAACCACAGUGGGCCACAUCCCCAUCCCCUGUAUCAUUCCGGCAGGAAAUGGAGGCCAGAGUAGAGGAAAGGAAGGAGGAGAAGAGACUAGAGGAUAAAAAAAGUAUGUUGAUCAGUAUUAUGGAUACGUCACAGCAAAAAACAGCAGGGCUUAUCAUGGUCCAUGCUACCAGUAACGGCCAGGCUGUCGGGGUGGGUUCAGAACUAGUCUCCCAGCCCCAGGCCAAGCUUCAGACCCAGCCUCAAACUCAGCGUCCUGCUAGUCCAGCCCAAGAGAAGAGUCUGGCUCAGGGAAGCUCCGAGGAGGAUGUGGAUCCUUACACAGUGACCCUGCCCCCUGCAAUGUUGUCCUCCAGUGAUGAGGAAACUAGAGAGGAGCUACGUAAGAUUGGAGUUGUUCCACCACCAGAUGAGUUUGCUAAUGGGCUCCUGGCACAGGCACAGGGGAUGCCAAUGUCCCCAACUAAACCUGUCUCCUCUCCCACCACCCCUACAACAACAACACCACAAACUCCCUCAACCCCAACAACCCCAAUGGUGACCCCCACCAAGCCUCAGCCUCCCCAGCCGGCACCUCCACCCAGUGCAGCAGCUGUCUCAGGGAAGCCCUCUGACCCUCUGGAGCCCCCACCGGUGGGCGAGUCUGGCUCUGCGGCUGACUCAGGCGUGGAGGAGGCUGACACGCGCAGCUCCAGCGACAGAGAGCGAGACCACCACCUCGAGACCACCAGCACCAUCUCCACAGUUUCCAGCAUGUCUACAUUGUCCUCAGAAAGCGGCGAGCCUGCCGACACACACACCACGCACACCUCCUAUGCCGACGGGCAGACUUUUGUGCUCGACAAGCCGCCAGUGCCUCCUAAGCCCCGACUUAAGUCCCAGAUAGGAGGCAGUAAAGGCCCCGUCACCUUCAGGGACCCUUUGCUGAAGCAGAGCUCUGACAGCGAGCUGCUAUCACAACAACAGGCUGCUGCCCUGGCUGCUGCUGCAGCUGGAGGAGUUGGGCUUCCCUCUGGUGGUUCAGCCUCAGUGACUGGACUUGCCCCCACCAAGCCGCGCUACCUCUUCCAGCGGAGGUCCAAGCUAUGGGGGGACCCAGUGGAGCCUCGUGGGCAAGGGGUGGGGCUAGGUAUUGGGAGUUUGGGCAAUCUUGGUGGGCUGGGACUGGGGCUGGGUGUAGAUGAGGGAGCAAAACCAUCUGUUAUGGGUGAGCUCAGUUCACGACUACAGCAGCUAAAUAAAGACACUAGGUCACUGGGAGAGGAACCAAUGGGAGCAUCACUGGACCCGGGGAGAAAGUCACCUGUGGCAGGUGCCAGACUUUUCAGCAGCCUAGGGGAGCUCCACACCAUUUCUCAAAGGAGUUAUGGCACCACAUACACCAUCCGCCCUGGCAGCCGUUACCCCGUCACCCGACGCACCCCAAGCCCAGGUUCAGGCUCACCUGAUCGGGGCGACCCUCUUGGAAGAUUUUCGAGCUUUGGCCUACCGACUUCACCAACUACACCGCCACAAACCAUCCUCAAAUCCUCAAGUCUCAGCCUACCCCAGGAGCCUAAAGAGGUCCGCUUUGUAAUGAGGAGCUCCAGCGCCCGAUCCCGCUCUCGCUCCCCAUCCCCGUCACCUUCCCAUUCCCCUGGCCUGGGGUCACCACUUUUAGCCCUCCGACCAUUCCACCAGAAACCCCUCCACCUCUGGAAUAAGUACGAUGUCGGCGACUGGCUGGAGAGCAUCAAUCUGGGGGAGCACAGAGCAGGGUUUCAGGAGCAUGAGAUCGAAGGCUCUCACCUCCCAGCUCUAACCAAGGAGGACUUUGCAGAGCUAGGAGUGACACGAGUCGGACACCGCAUGAACAUUGAACGAGCACUAAAAAUGCUGCUAGAGAGCUGACCCCUGCCCUGAGACACAGCAACAGAUGGAGAGAAAAAUGAAGAUAGAGCGGGCAAGAUAUAGAAUUGAUAAAAUAGAAAAGAUAGGGGCCGCUCCUCUUUUACUCCGGCUGCUUUUAUGUUCUGCAUCACAGAUGUUUACCUGUGUACCUUAGCAACACUUCAUGUUCCCGUUCUGCAUUAAUACCCUGCACUUAGCACUGCACUGAAGAGGUGGAGUCAAUACAUUUGGCCCCUGUCCUCGGCCCUUAAUGUCUGCCCACCUCCUUGCCUGCAGCCAAUUAGAUCAGACUUCAAAAUGGGCUCUGGUCUUUCUUUGCCAAGGAGAAUAGCAUGAGCUCCAAUUAAAACAUUUGAUUUGUGAAAAGCUUCAGUUGUUCCCUUACUAACACCCACACUUUCUCUCUCACCAUUCCCUCCUCUCCUCUCUACCUCUAUCCCUCCAUCUAUUAGGCCUCUGAAAGCCUUUUGCAGUUUGAGUAAAGGAGGAGGAGGAAGAAUUUUCGUUCCAAACAGAAAGCUCAGUUGCCUUUCAAAAUAUUUAUACAGAGAUCAACAAUGAUGAACACAGGACUAUGGACAUAGUGCUGACACAACUCUGAAAAGGUGUGUCCCCUCUAUACCUGCUGUUGUUUUUAAACCGAAGACUUUCGAGCCCAGAGGUGGCGCUCCACCAAGUAAACCACGGGAGAAAACCAAUACGCCUUGGUACCCAGACUGUGCUAUCUAAUAUAUUUGGAGAAUGUUUAACCAACACUCGUGGCUUUUUUCAUAAUCAAUUUUUUUGGUUUUCCAAAGGGAAUAUUAUAUAUAGGUAUAAUAAAAUAUGAUAUAUAUGUAUCUAAAUAUAGCUUUCAGAAGAAAAGACAAUAUUGCAAAGAGGAAAUGUAAUAAAUUAAUCUGCGCCUGUUUUUGGUUUUUAGUAUAGAAGGCAGAGAGAAGUCUUUAAAUUUAUUCCACCAAUAGUUUACUCAUUUCUACCAAUUAUAUACAUAUACAUAUACAUAUAUAUAUAUAUAUAUAU